ACUGGCAGUUGUAGAAUAAGCAAACAGAAAAGGGCAGCCAUGGAAGCACAUUAAGAAUCCUCAACCCAGUCUGUAACACACACGAUACAUCCCAGUAGAAACCCCUGUAAUUCUCAUGAGGAGGUCAGUCCCCCCACUUCAUUCCCUGACCCCCCAUAUUCCUUCUGCCCAGAGACUGCCCUGUUACCAACAUCCAGACAAAUGACAUACACCACACGACACAGACAGGAGCCUUUGCAUUUCAUGAUAGCACCACUCACUAAAACAGAUCUUUCUGCAGCUGUGCUGUCUCCUGUACUUCUCCUAACAAUCGGCUCUCAGCUGGCAGGCUGCAAACAGCAUACGGUGCAAUGUGGUGCUCACUCUGCAAUCCACUGAUCAUGUCUGCUGUUUGCACUGCAGCCUGCUAGCCGAGAGCCGAUUGUUAGGAGACGUACAGGAGACAGCACAGCUGCAGAAAGAUCUAUGUCACUGUCCACAAACAGUAAAUUUGAAUGUAGAUGACGAGCAGUAACAAGAAAUGCUGCCCUCUGAUCAAGGGAGAUGGCAAAGUUGGAACUCUCAAAGUCAUGUAACUGGACAGAAAAGUCAAGCGAGGACUUGUUGCUCCAAUCAGAUAUCCCUGGGAAACAAAGGGAGGAACCACCUUGCACUGUUCCUGCACAGAAACAUGAGGCAUUGCACCCUUCCAAUAUCAUACAAUCUGGCAUAGCAUCUGAUAUGAAAAUGGUUGCUUUAAAUGUUACUGGCCCGGAGAUGCUUAAAGGAAACUCAAGUGAUCUUAGAGAUCUGUCUCAAGAUGAUUCCACUUUCUCAAGUUCAAGUCUGCUGCCUCAGGACUUGUGUUCUCAGCUUCUACCCAAUGAGGCUUCAAAUCUUCCCAACAAUUCUCACGGUGAUGAGAACAGGCCUUCAGCUAGAGGUGUUAGAUGUGGAUAUAAACAGACAAACAAACAGACAAGCAAAGGUGACAAUGGUUAUUCUGCCAAGUCAGAACAUUUUCUUUGCCCAGUCUGUAGCAAUGAGUAUAAAGCACCCAGUGAAUUGAAGGGACAUUUUAAAAGCCAUGUGCCUCCCCGUCAGGACUUCAACUGCUGGAAGGUUUCUUGCCCAUUUAGAACACAAGAUCGCAAGCAUUUUCAGUUGCAUCUGAGGAAAGAACAUUGUUUAACACCGGUUACUUGUGCUCAUCGUACAUGUCGUUGGCUAUUUCCAAACAGUGAGGAAAUGAACCUGCAUUUCCGCUAUCACUUUCCUUUUCACUGCAGCCAGUGCGACUUUGUUAGUUCUAACACAAAGCUAUUUUCACAGCAUAAAAAGGAACACAAUGCAGAAAAAGAUAAUUGUUUGGGUGGUGGGACAACACAGCCACUACAGGUUCCUACCACCCAACCAAGGCAAGAUAUCCCCCAUGACAGCCUGAAGCCCAAUAAGAAAGCAGAGUAUGCGUCACUUUCUCCUCAGCAAACCAUGAAAAGAGCCAAAACUACCACCAAGAAUGGAAUAUCCAAAGAAAAUCCCAUGUGCGUCACUGAUGGAGACAGUAGUACUUUUACUGCAUUCAAAAAUAAUGCAACAAAAGUGAAAAAUAGCCACACUGUUAAAAACAAGAGCAAGGCAUUUAAAGGAGAUGUGGAGAAUGGAAAGGAGCACCUGUUUAAGACCCACAUGUGCCCAGAGUGCAAACGUUGCUUCAAGAAACGGACUCACCUGGCAGAUCAUUUACAUUUGCAUUUUCCUGACCCCAACCUGCAGUGCCCCAAUUGCCACAAAUUCUUUACUAGCAGUAGCAAAUUGAAGAUUCAUAUGAUGAGAGAGGCAGGUGAAAAGACCCAUCGCUGCCCACUUUGCAACUACAGCUCUGUAGAGAAAAAUGCCCUCAACCGCCACAUGGCAAGCAUCCAUGAGGGGGUGUCCAAUUUUUACUCAGACACCUAUUCCUGCCCAGUAUGCCAGGAGACAUUUAAUCUGAGCCAGGCUUUGAAAGAUCACAUGAAAGGGCACAAAUCUGACCCACAGUUGCAUCUGUGCUUUGAACAAGAUUGUAACCAAGCCAUGUCAGACAGGAAGGAGUUCCUUCGGCAUCUAAAAGAGUCACAUGGAAUUCAGGCAGUUGAGUGUAGGUACCACGCCUGUUCGUUACUUUUCAAGAGCCGUGAGGAGAUGGAGCAGCACCGUAAGAACCAUUAUGCCUUUCAUUGUCAGGAGUGUGACUUUGUCUGCUCCAAUAAACACACUUUUCGUAAACACAAGAAAUGUGGGCACCCCGGCAAAGAGGAACUGUCUUGUCCCUUCUGUUCAUUUAAGAGCUUUAACCCAGUAGAGUACAAUGACCAUGUAGGCAAGAUGCAUGCCAAUGAGAAGAUUCAUCGAUGUGGGGAUUGUGAUUUUGCCACGGCUCACAAGAGGGUUCUGAUCCGUCACACGUUGCUGCACACAGGGGAGAAACCUCACAAAUGUACACAGUGUGACUUCAUGUGUCGGGAUAUCAGCUACCUCUCCAAACACAUGCUGACCCAUUCCAGUGACAAGAACUACAUGUGUACUGAGUGCGGAUACAUCACCAAAUGGAAACACUACCUCAAUGUACACAUGCGCAAGCACAGCGGUGACCUCCGGUAUCAUUGCAACCAGUGUGCUUAUCGAUGUCACCGUGCAGAUCAGCUGAGCAGCCACAAAUUGCGCCACCAGGGCAAGAAUCUUAUCUGUGAGGUCUGUGGCUUUGGCUGCAAGCGCAAAUACGAGCUGCAGAAACACAUGCAGUCCAAACAUUCACAGACUUGUCAGAUCCCAAUGUAUCAGUGCCGGUAUUGCAACUACCAGACAAAAUACAAACAAGCCCUGCAUAACCAUGAGAACUGCAAGCACACUAAGCACCGAGAAUUCCACUGUGUUCUCUGUCCAUACCGCACUUUCAGCAACACAAGCCUUUUCUUCCACAAGCGCAAGGCCCAUGGUUAUACACCAGGGGAUAAGGACUGGCUGGCCCGAUAUGCUAGGAUGAAACAAGAUAUCAGCCAGUCUGACCUGCUUUUCCUAUACACUAGUAGUUCUACAAAAUCACCGGAGAAACCAGUACCUUCUGGUGCUGAACAGAAUUCUUGCCUUGAUCCCCUGAUGUUAAGUUCUAAAGUAGACAGCAGUUUGAAUGUACAAGAGGCCGGAUGCCUGCAGGUUGCAGAUAUGACUGAACCAUCUGGAGACAAUAACAUUUCAGUGACAGACGAGUCUCUGCUUGCGACCAUCACACUAGAACCAGUAGAAACUUGCAGCAUAGAAAUAGAAGACUAUCCUGUUCAAAUUCAGCUUUCAGAGACAGCAGAGGAAGCUUUAGGUACUUGUGAAGAUUCUCUUCAUACAAGGGAAGAAUUGCUGUGCUUCAAUGAGAGCCUGGAAGUCGAAAACAAUAUUAACUGUGGUCAAGUAUAUGACGAAGAGACAGAUCCUAAUCUUGAAGAUAACAAUAAGAUGAAUGAUGAUUCUUCUGAGACCAGGGCCAAGUUCAACCAAGAACCAUUGCUAUGUGAUCUUAAUGAUAAAUGUGCAGAUAUUCCUGUUCAUGUAGGUGCUAAUCUUGACCUCCAGCACAAUGGUAUACCACUGGAAGUUGAUGAGUCUUGGGCACAUGUUGUCAAGGAUGGUGUGCAACUGACAAUUAUAUGUGAAUCCACUGAGCUUGCUGAUGACAGUACUGCUGAGGAGGAAAAUUCUGCCACCUUCCAAGGAAAUGUAGAGGAAAUUUCUAGACCAGAGUCCAUGUUGAGAACAUUACGGAAGCAGGACAGAGAGCAGGCAGAAACCCUUGUUUUGGAAGGCAGAGUGCAAAUGCUGGUGGUGCAGUCAAGCACUCCAGUAUACCGAUGUGAGAAGUGUCCCUACAUUACAAGAAAGGAAGGUUGUAUGCUGCAGCACUCUAAAUCGGGGUGUCACACACGUAAAUCCUCUCUGGUGUGUGAAGAAUGCGGCGCCAGCUUCAAACAACAGAGGGGACUAAACACUCAUAUCAUAAAAAAGUGUCCAGUCAUGCUAAAGAGAAAAAAAUCCUCUGCUCAGGCUGCAUCCUCCACAGAGGCAACUAUCCCAGAAACAGGUUUGGAGGCCCCUGCUUCAGAUCAGGGCAUAAUGGAAGAAUCCCAAGCAUCACUGACAUCAGAAAUUCACGUGGAACAUGUGCUGUCGUCAUGCCAGGAUCUUGUUCUGGAGGAUUUCAAAGGAAGUAUCAAUGAAAAAAACAAUGUUCUAGAGAAGGUUGAAAACCAAAUUAUUGAGUUUUCAUCUGCCUCUGAAAACUUGGCCACUGAUCCUUUAAUGUCAUCUGGAUACCAGGACAGUAAAAAAUACAAGUUUGAGCAUGGAAAGUUCCGUUGCAUGUUUUGUUCAUUUGUCUGCUCUAGGGAAUGCACCAUAAUCUGUCAUGUGAGGGAUAAUUGCCGAGAGCUAAGGGGCACCUCGAAUGAAGCAGCUCUGAGAAGGCAUCUGCAGCAGAACCAUGGGCUCAUGGAAGUCACUGAAAGGAGUGUGAGCUCUAUGGAUGAUGAAAGCCAAAAUACAGAAGAAGAUGAUGACCAUAAAAAGGAAUCUGUUUAUAAAAUAAGUAGUGAUCCUUGCAAUGACUCUAGAAUUUCAUGCCCCAGUUGCCCUUUCACAUGUUCCCAAAAUCGAGCUAUGAGGACACAUGUGAAAAAAGGCUGCUUAAAGCCAGGGGAGCUGCAGUGCCCUUUGUGCUCAUUUCGUUGUAUGUCAGCAGCAGCACUGAAGCGUCACAAGGUACUGCACCAGAAAUAUAGCCGUAACCAGGCCCAGCUGAAGUGCAAGCAAUGCGAUUUCACCUGCAAGCAACCACGGUGCAUGAACCAGCAUGUAAAUAUCCACCAUGAGGGUGUUAAGCCCCACCGCUGUCGAUACUGUGAUUUUAGUACAACACGACGCUAUAGACUGGAUGCUCAUGAGUCCUUACACACUGGGGUUGGACGAAUUUCAUGUGAUUCUUGCAUACGUACUUUUGGAACAAACUCCAAGUUGCGACUUCAUCAACGCCGGGUCCAUGAGAAGAAACCCACACAUUUCUGCAGUCUCUGCGAUUAUAGUGGCUACAGCCAAAAUGAUAUUGCCCGUCACAUGGGAAGUUGCCAUAAUGGCGAGCUAGCCUUUCCAUGUGAUGUGUGCCAGGCUAGUUUCAGUUCUGAGGCUGCACUGAAGCAACACACUAUACGCAAACACCAGGAGAAGGCCACCCAACAGUGUUUACAAUGCCAGUUUUCUUGCCACAGCCUUGCCACUCUUAGGUGCCACCUUCAGAAGCAUCACCUGCAGCUGGACUGUAGCAUCUGCAAGCAAACAUUCUGCCACCGAAAAGAUCUAGAAGAGCACCGCAAAUCUCAUUUUGCCCAUCACUGCCAUUUGUGCCAGUAUGCGGCCAAAGAUAGGCAACAGCUUGUGCAUCAUUACAUAGAGGAACAUGAGACACUAGCUUUGCCCGGUUCUGAGCAAGAAUUGGGGCUUCUCUGCUGCCCUUUCUGUUCCUUUUCCUGUCGUCAUCAACUAGUAUACGACCAUCAUGUUAAAGGCCAUGGGGGCAUACGGGUUUACAAGUGCUCAGACUGUGAUUAUACCACCAAGAACAAGCAGAAAAUCACUUGGCAUAGUCGCAUCCAUACUGGUGAGAAGCCCUACAAAUGCCACCUCUGUAGCUACGCAUGUGCUGACCCUUCUCGCCUCAAGUACCAUAUGCGCAUCCACAAGGAUGAGAAGAAGUACCUUUGUCCCGAGUGCGGCUACAAAUGCAAAUGGGUUAACCAGCUAAAAUAUCAUAUGACCAAACAUACAGGUUUGAAGCCAUACCAAUGUGAGGAAUGUGACUACUGCACUAAUCGUGCCGACGCUCUUCGGGUUCACAGAGAGACACGUCACCGUGAGGUCCGCUCUUUUAUAUGUGAACAGUGUGGGAAAGCUUUCAAAACUCGCUUCCUGCUUAAAACUCACAUGAGGAAGCACAGCGAGGAGAAGCCAUAUGUUUGUAACUUGUGCCAGAGCAGCUUCCGCUGGCCUGCUGGCCUACGCCAUCACUACCUCACUCACACCAACCAGCACCCUUUCUUCUGCCAAUACUGUACAUAUCGGGCCAAGCAGAAGUUCCAAGUAGUCAAGCACCUACAAAAGCAUCACCCUGACCAGCCAGACAUUACAAAAGGGAUAGGGAAGGAUCCAUCCAUGCCCUCUGUACAGACUUGCGAUUCUGCUGAGGCAAAAGCCAACCAGCCACUUGACUGUGAAGGGGACAGCCUGUCUGGAAUGAACUUACAGUAAUUACAUAACCUGCGUUGCUUGAACCCCACUUAUUUAUCUUUUAUUCUUUGUGGGCUUCCAUCAGAAAUUGCUAAUGAAGGACCUUUAGCUGCUGCAAUGUGCUUUAUCACUGCUGCUCACAGUAGAAUGAGACGGCAUGUCAUUUGUCUAAAGGUUCGUUAAUAAUAAAGAAAAGCAAUUGAAACACACCGCCAUCCUGCUGAUAUCAACCAUGCCUGCUAGCUCGGUUGUGUGGUGAUGCUGGGAGUUGUAGUUACGGAAGAAGAGAGUUUUAUAUAAAGGGAACAUACUUUAGACCAACUUUAGCAUGUUGUAGGCAUUGACAUUUUAAAACAUUUUGCAGUUGGUCUUAUUUCUUUAUUUUCUGGUUGUUUUUAAACAUGUUUGCCCUUCUCUGGUCUGCCUUUCUAUAAACCUGAAAUUUUAAUGCUUUUUGAAUGACUGGCACCCAGAAAGGCGAGUGGUCGUGAGGCUUGUUUUUAUUAUUACUUUGUAUUUAUUUCUCUCUCCUAUUCAUCCUUCAGUCUGUCAUUCAAUCUAUUUCCCUGUUGCUAAGAGAAACUGCCCACCAGGCUUGACCAUGUGGAUACUGCUGCAGGCCCCCUAAGAGUGGCCAAUCUGACAGUUUGAGAACCAUUGGUCUCAUACUAAAAGUUAACCUUCCCUUCAGUGUCUUAAACAAGAAAGUGUUAUGAAGGGUGUCUUAUCCAAGAAACAUCAAAUAGCUGCAUAGGUAACUGUCCGUUAUGAUUGCUAUUUGAGCCCUAUUUACAGAAGCCGUUACUGAAAAGAGACCCAAAUGUGCUCCAUAUUGCUGUGCUAUCUGGGAGGCUGUAGUGAAGACAGGCCUGGCGCCACACAGACUAUGUGCACCUUAUUAUUUAUAUAAGCAGAUGAAAAUGUUUUUUACCUGGUGGAAAAAUAGUAAAACGUCUUUUAAAGAAACAAAAAGAAAGAUGGUACUGAUUUUUGACAAUUUUACCCCUCAAAUACAGUGGAGCUUCACCCAUAGUCUGUAGUCAAUAACAUGAGUGCACUGAUUCUUUAUAUCCAAAGGAGUAGGUCACCUAGUAAGUUAUACAAUGUCUUAUACUCAUCAACUUUUCAAUUGGUCUUCAUUUUUUUAUAUUUUGCUUUUCUCUUCUUCCUCUUUCCAGUUUUCCAGCUUUCACAUGAGAGUCACUGAACCUGGCAGCCGAAAAACGUUUCCUGUGAGGCUGCAAUUUAAUUGUUAUUACAUUUUAUCUUUUUGUUCAGGCCCUAGUCUAGUCCUCUUCCAGUCUAAAUGUGACCCUAGCUGCUGAAAUUCCAAACUGGAAAGCUAGUGAACAUAAAGCAUAAUCCAUAAUAAAUAAAGUCCAUUUUCA
Molecule: messenger RNA, 7673 nt
Organism: Xenopus laevis (African clawed frog)
Lineage: Eukaryota; Metazoa; Chordata; Amphibia; Anura; Pipidae
Gene: znf142.L
Product: zinc finger protein 142 L homeolog
Exons: 9
Coding region: 544-6306 (1920 amino acids)
Biological process (GO): regulation of DNA-templated transcription; regulation of transcription by RNA polymerase II
Cellular component (GO): nucleus
Molecular function (GO): RNA polymerase II cis-regulatory region sequence-specific DNA binding; DNA-binding transcription factor activity, RNA polymerase II-specific
Source: RefSeq, a predicted model, not a curated record